This is a messenger RNA of Penicillium egyptiacum, 1146 nucleotides long. The record is from the annotation of a GenBank genome assembly. NCBI's taxonomy places the organism in Eukaryota, Fungi, Ascomycota, Eurotiomycetes, Eurotiales, Aspergillaceae.
AUGGCCGGCAUAACUCGGGUUCAGCGAGCCCUCCAUUUUCAAUUCCAGCCUUGGAAUCACUAUCCUUUCCACGCCCACCUCCGAUCCAAAUUACUGCCCAUCUGCGCGCAAUCCCUUUUCUCGACCUCCGCCCCGAGCCAGCAAUCCCGCGGACACUCCCCAUCACCAUCCCCUACAACCACCGCUGUCUCAACUCCCUCCAAAACCGAAAUAAAUGCCCCAAUCAGCACGCACCCUGCCGCCAUCACAACCCCAUCCCCCCUACCUUCCUCCGCAGGCGCAACAGGCAAAUUAAGACGCUAUGUCGAAUUCGGCCGCGCAUACGUGACCUUCUACAAAACGGGCCUGAAAAACGUCUACCGCAACUACCGCGCCUCACUCCCUCUACGGAGGAAACUAGGUCUGCCCGCCUACAUCCCCAUAUCCCCGCCACGGACAAGAGCACUCAACCCCAACAACGGCAGCGCGCCAUCACUAGCACCAAAAUCCAAGCUCGGCCGCGCGCAAUUCCAGCUCGUCCGCCGCUCGGCCCGCGAUGUCCGCCGCAUGAUCCCCUUCACGAUGAUCCUGAUCGUCUGCGGCGAGUUCACACCCCUAAUCAUCCCGAUUUUCGGCUCUGCCAUUACACCCGCGACGUGUCGUGUGCCCUCGCAGGUGGAAAAGGAGCGUGUUGCUGCUACGGCGCGCAAACUCGCGGCCCUACAUGUGUUUGUCGCUGAGAAUAAGGAUCGAUCCAUGCAUUUGCUCAAGGCCGGCGAUGCGGAGCAGUUGGCUCUGCUUGCUAGGUCUUUUGCUGACCCUGUCUGGGUCGCUAGUGCGGGCUCCGCAGAUGUGUUGCGUGCCUGUGCUGUUUUUGGUCUGGUUAAGCGUCAUGAUAGGACUGCGGGCGAGUCGCUUGCUGGUUUGAUCUACCGGCCUCGGCUGGCGCGGUAUGUCGAGUACCUGGCUAUUGAUGAUGGGAUGAUCCGUGUUGGUGGAGGGGUUUCGGCUAUGAAUGCUACUGAGGUGCGGAUUGCGGCUGAGGAACGUGGUGGUGUGGAUGUCUCUUCUGGUACUCAAGACCGGAAACGCGUAGAAGAAUUGGAGAGGCGCUGGUUGGAGCAGUGGCUGUCUGUUCGUGGAGACAGUCCCAGGUCCAAGAAGUAG